Molecule: messenger RNA, 2945 nt
Organism: Brassica napus (rape)
Lineage: Eukaryota; Viridiplantae; Streptophyta; Magnoliopsida; Brassicales; Brassicaceae
Product: putative disease resistance protein At4g10780
Molecular function (GO): protein binding; ADP binding
Source: RefSeq, a predicted model, not a curated record
UGCUACUUUAGUUACUGUACGUUCUUAUAGAGAUAAGGUUAACCUCCACCCCUCAAUAUGGAAGUUAUCAUAUCUCCUUAUCUCUAUAGUUCUUGAGUUUCAACCAGUGCUUGGUAUUCUUCUUCUUCUUUCCAUUUUCAUGUUCUUCUCUUGCGCUUUUAUUUUUUCUAUUGAAACACGAUGGGGAACGUACUUUCAAACGGCUUUCAAGCUGCAACAAGUUUUUUUCUUGAGAAGGCCAAGUAUAUACUCGAACUGGAAGAUAAUCUUGAGGCUUUGCAAGAGGUUGCGAGACGCCUCAAAGCAAUGAAGGAUGACUUGCAGAACCAACUCGAGAUGGAAGAACGAAAAGGUUUGCGAGCGCUAGAAGAAAUUAAGGUAUGGCUUUCAGAAGUCAAAGCCAUCCAACCAAAGGUCACUAAACUGCUUGAAGAUAGGACUUCAGAAAUCGAAAGAUUGUCUAUGUACGGGUACUGCUCCAGCAACUUCCUUUUAACAUAUCAUUAUGGUAAAAAUGUAUUUGAAACGUUGGAGAAAGUACGAAGUAUUUUGUCCUCAAAACCUUGUGGCGAGGUGGUGGCUAGGAGGAUUCUUCCACCUGGUGUAAAUGAUAUAGACACUCAACGCACAGUCGGUUUAGAGAAGACGCUCGAAGAUGCAUGGAGCCUUCUCAUGGAGAAGGAAGUUGGAAUCUUGGGUAUUUACGGUAUGGGUGGAAUAGGGAAGACCACACUUCUCAAACAAAUCAAUGAGAAGUUACUUGAAAAAAAAGAUGAGUUUGGGGUGGUGAUAUUUGUAGUGGUGUCUCAAAACCUACAAGUUGAAAAGAUCCAAAAGGAGAUCGGUAAAAGACUAGGCCUCUGUGACGAGGAGUGGGAGAAAAAAGACCAAAAGGAGAAAGCCACUUGUAUAAAAGAAGUUCUUACAAGUAAAAGAUUCGUUAUGUUGUUAGAUGACAUAUGGGAGAAAGUGAAACUACAAGAGAUUGGGAUUCCAUUUCCCUCAGCAGAUAAUGGAAGCAAGGUUGUGUUUACCACUCGCUCGAAAUACGUUUGUGGGCGUAUGGGAGCUCAUGACUUGGAAGUCAAGCAACUAGACCAGAAGAAUGCUUGGGAACUAUUCCGGCAGAAAAUUAGAGGUACCACACUAGACAGUGAUCCAAAGAUCCUCGAGCUAGCAAAACAAAUAUGUGAGAAAUGUAAAGGCUUACCACUUGCACUCACCGUUAUUGGGGAAACAAUGUCCUACAAAACGUCAGUACGUGAGUGGCAGUGUGCGAUUGAUGAUCUGGAUUCAAAUGCCGACAACUAUCCAGAAGUUAGAGAUGAGAUUCUUAAAAUUCUCAAGCUUAGCUAUGAUGAUCUUAAGGACGAGACAUUACAGCAAUGUUUCCAGUAUUGUGCUUUAUUUCCAGAAGAUAAAGAAAUUUAUAAAGACGAGUUGGUCGAGUACUGGGUAUCCGAAGGGAUCAUAGAUGGAGAUGGAGAGAGAGAAAGAGCUAUGAACCAGAGUUAUAAGAUAAUCGGUAUCCUCGUUAGUGCAUGUCUAUUGAUGCCUGUUGACACUUUAGACUUUGUAAAAAUGCAUGAUGUGAUUCGCCAAAUGGCUCUUUGGGUUGCGUCUAAUUUUGGGAAAGAGGAAGAGAAAUUUAUCGUCAAGACAGGUGCUGGACUGCAUCAGAUGCCUGAGGUUAGGGACUGGAAUGCGGUGAGAAGGAUGUCACUGGCAGAAAAUGAGAUUCAGAACAUCGCCGGGGAUGUAUCCCCGGUGUGUCCUAACCUGACCACAUUGUUGUUAAAAGACAACAAGCUGGUGAACAUCUCAGGUGAUUUUUUUCUAUCGAUGCCUAAGUUAGUGGUUUUGGAUCUAUCUAACAACAAAAAUCUAACCAAGCUGCCAGAAGAGGUUUCAAAGUACUUUUUUAAGUCUGGAGUUGAUAGAGGAUAUAAAGUUACUGAAGAAUUUGAAAGGCUUGGGGUAAGUAUCAAUGAUGUGGUUGUUUUAGAACGUCUUUUAAGUAUCCCCAAAUUGGCUAGAUGUAUCGAUGCUAUAUCUCUGGAUGGAGUUGUAGCAAAAGGCGGUCCGUUGCAGUUUGAAACGGCUAUGACUGGCCUUCGCUAUAUCAUGAUAGAAAGGUGUAUCAUCUCUGAUAUAAUGGAUCAUACGAGAUAUGGAUGCACAAGUACAAGUGCCAUAUGCUUCCAAAACCUCGGCUAUGUCAACAUAUCUGUCGUCAGUGGUAUACAGGAUUUGUCGUGGUUAAUCUUUGCUCCGAAUCUUGCGAUUGUAUUCCUAGAGGGGCCAUCACCGGAGUUGCAAGAAAUUAUAAGCAGAGAAAAGGUCUGUGGUAUACUAAACAAGGGGUCGAGUAUUGUACCGUUUAGAAAACUACAUACGAUUUACUUAGAAGAUUUGGAGGAACUGAAGAGUAUCUACUGGGAACGGUUGGAAUGGCCAAGUCUAAAGAGAAUGGAAAUAAAAUACUGUCCAAAGCUGAAAAAGCUUCCAUUAAGCAAGGAGAGGGCAUACUACUUUGACCUACAUGAAUACAAUGAAGAAUGGUUUGAAACACUUGAGUGGGAAGAUGAAGCUACUGAAGAAUAGGUGGAUCAAUCCGUAGUCAGUGUUUAUCGUACAUCCCUCACUUCACAUCAUGCUUUGAUAUUCUCAGGUUCGCUCUCCAAAUGGACAUACAACUACACAUCUCAAAGCUUCUGAGACAACCCAUUUGUUGAGUUGCAACGUUUGUCUUCAGCUCUCCUGUAAUUGUAUCGUAUUAUCUUUUCUCAUGUUAUGAUUUUUUUGAAAUUUGGUGUGAAGAAACUUGUGUGCGCCUUGUGUGUUUUUCUUUUCUUCUUUCUGAGGCUUUAUAGACACAAGUGUGAGUGAUACCUCAAAACACUUUGUACCAAAAUUAAAUAAAAUUGUUGUGUGAUGCUGUAUGA